AGUUGCCUAUUUUAUUUUCUCUUAGUCUGUGGUCAUUAAAUUUUCGAUGUGUUGUUUGUUGAGCAAAACAUUAUUUCGCCAGAAUAGUUAUAUAGAAUGGUAAUGUAGUAAAAUGUUAAGACUUGAUGUUCCUGUAUAACUGUUAAAAAGUGCUAUUUCGGUGUUUGAGGAAGGUAAAUCUCGUACUAUGUCUUCCCAGUUGUCAGACGAGAUAGCUGACAUUGCCAUGACAGGCACCGAAGCGGAUUCCUCGCAAACACACUCGCACGAAGCUUCGGCAAGUGUAACAGCAGAUGAUGCAUCGUCAAGCAAUGCGGCAACACCGGCUAGCAGUGAAGGCCAGGCAUCGAGGCAGUCAAACUUGCAGCGCAUACAACAGAGGAAGAACCAGGUCUAUAACUGGCCUCACAACAAGAAACUGCUUAAACUGGCCAUAUACUCUGCUUGUCAAACCCCAGAUUGUGCGUGCAAUGGCUGGAAGACACCAGUAGCGCAGCAGUCUGGCAAAGGAAGCAGGGCUGACAAUCAACCACUUGCCAACUUCACAGACCCGUGCCGCAACUGUAAUCAUAUAUUAGAGAAACAUGUAAUACACCUGCAAGGGUUGUCUGUAACAGAAGUGAACAAACUCUUGGGAGCUGUAGUGGAUGUAGAGAACAUAUUCAUGUCAAUGCACAGGGAGGAUGAUUUGGAUACCAAACGUGUUUAUUACUAUCUGUUUAAACUCCUCCGAAAAUGUAUCCUAACUCAAACACAGCCUAAAAUCGAGGGCCCUCUAGGCCAGCCUCCAUUCGAAAAGCCUUCAAUAGCCAAGGCCAUCACCAACUUUGUCCUUUACAAGUUCAAUACACUGCCUCAGAGAGAAUGGCAGACUAUGUACGACUUAGCAAAAAUGUUUCUACAUUGUUUCAACCAUUGGAACUUUGAAACUCCUAGUGUGAGGAAACUGCAAGUUUCAAAUCCUGAGGACAUUUCAACAUAUCAAAUAAAUUAUACCAGAUGGCUAGUAUUUUGCCACGUGCCAGCGUUCUGCGACUCGCUGCCGCACUACGAGACAUCGAUCGUGUUCGGACGCACCUUGCUCCGCGCCGUGUUCAAGUCCGUGUGUCGACAGCUGAUGGACAAGUGUCGCUCCGAGAGAGACAAGAUGCCACCAGAGAAGAGAGUGUUAGUACUGAACCACUUCCCUCGUUUCCUGAGUCUGUUGGAGGAGGAGAUCUUCAGCAUGAACUCUCCCAUCUGGGACCCGGAGUACAAGCAACAGCCGCCCAACCACCUCCAGUCCAUUAUCGAUAACAAAACGCCCAAUCGGCGCGGCGAGUUCGAGCGAGUCACGGCAACAGGCGAGAGCAAAGACGGCUUCACUACUGUGUCACUUUCUUCAUGCUCCAUAAAACGCGAGGAUCUGAAGCGAUCGUCCGAGGCUCGCAGCGGCGAGCAGGGCUGCAAGCGGCGGCGGUUGGACGACUCCAUGUACGACGGCAGCGAUGACGUCAGCGAGAGGACCGUCGCCGACAUCGUGGCCACCAUCACCGACCCCAACUACAUGUGCGGGCCCGAUGCAUUGUUCCAAAUGCAAGCGCCGCGCGACGAGGCGGCCAAAUUGGAAGAACAACGUAAGAUGAUAGAGUUCCACGUGAUCGGCAACUCCUUGACCGGGCCGGUUAACAAGCAGACCAUGUUGUGGCUGAUAGGUCUCCAUAACGUGUUCUCGCAUCAGCUACCGGAAAUGACUAAGGAAUAUAUUUCGCAGUUGGUUUUCGAUCCCAAACACAAAACUUUGGCUUUGGUUAAAGAAGGCAGGCCUAUUGGCGGGAUUUGCUUUAGGACAUUUCAUUCACAGGGCUUCAGCGAGAUAGUGUUUUGCGCGGUGACGUCAAACGAGCAAGUGAAAGGCUACGGAACCCACCUCAUGAACCACCUCAAGGACUACCACAUACGGAACAACAUCCUCCACUUCCUAACCUUCGCGGACGAGUUCGCUAUCGGGUACUUCAAGAAGCAGGGCUUCAGCAAGGACAUAAAGCUGCCUCGCACGAUGUUCUCGGGCUACAUCAAGGACUACGAGGGCGCCACGCUCAUGCACUGCGAGCUCAACCCGCGCAUCGUGUACACGCACUUCACCGCCGUCAUACGCAGGCAGAAGGAGAUUGUCAAAAAGCUGAUUGAUAUGCGACAAAAAGAAGUUCGGAAAGUCCAUCCCGGAUUAACUUGCUUCAAAGAAGGCGUCCGCAGCAUCCCCAUAGACUGCAUCCCCGGUGUACGGGACGCGGGGUGGCGGGAGGCGCGCGUCGCCCGGGCAGCGCCCGAUCCUGAGCCGGACCCCGCGGCCCUGCGCGCUGUGUUGCACGCGGUGAAAAAUCAUGCAGCUGCAUGGCCGUUUUUGAAGCCUGUAGACAAGGCUGAAGUUCCUGACUAUUACGACCACAUCAAAUAUCCCAUGGACCUACGCACAAUGGGCGAGCGGUUAAAGGCACGCUAUUACUCGUCGCGGCGCUUGUUCGUCGCAGACAUGGCGCGCAUUUUCUCGAACUGUCGCCUCUACAACUCGCCGGACACCGACUACUACAGAUGCGCGAACACGCUAGAGAAAUACUUCCAAACGAAGAUGAAAGACUGCGGCCAGUGGGACAAAUGAUCGGAGUUCAAUUUCGACGACUUUUUCGCACAAGAAAUACGAAUUGCUCGCGCUGCCUUGUGAGUCGUCCUUUGUUUUAAAAAAAAAGCGUAAACCCUGGAUUAUGGCUUUGAAAAACCCCGGAAUUUGAGGUACAGAACACAGAAAACUUAUAACAUGGAAAAUUAAGAGUAAAAGAGACUAUAGAGAAUCUCAGAGGAUUUCUUUGUGUCGAAGUCUCAGACCAAUUAUUGUAUAGGACCUGUCUCGCUAGACGUUACUUUUCUGUCAAAGUAUGUGAUCAACGAUCUACUGCGAUUAUAAAAACUGUCUCUAUAGUAUCGAUCGAUAUUUCAUAGUAAUUGUAAUUGUGUUUGUCGGACAAAGAGUUCCUUAAAAUAUCUUUUUGUGUAGUUGAAUGGUGUAAAAAACGGGCAAAAACUUCUAGUUUAGUAUAAUAUAUAUAUACCAAUUCUAAGCUCGUUCGCUCUUCAGAAAAUAACAGACAAUUUUAUUCGUGAAUUUGGGAGCGAUACUAGUCCUUCUACAAUUGGUCUGAGGUCGGAGUAUAGGCUCAGAAAAGAUGCCUUAAUAAGCCAUGGAUUCACUGUGCGAGUGCUGGAUCCAUUGUGCGGCGUAGAGGAAAACUCCGAGUAGAGUCCGGGACUUGUGACCAAUGAACGUAGGCUUAAGGAAUUCUAAGCUCUUGAGGAAUUUACUAAGCUCAGAAAACUUGCAUCACGAAAAUUGAAAUUAUAGAGACUUCAGAGGAUUACAUUGUGUUGGAGUAUAGGCCCAGAAAAGAUGUCUUAGCAUGCCAUGAACUCACAGUGCGAUUGCUGGAUCUAUUGUGUGGCAGAGGGAAACAGUCCGAGUAGAGCCAUGGACUUGUGACUAACGGUGUAGGAUUAUACUCUACUCUUUUUGAUCGUAACUAAAAACUACAAAAGUAUGUAAUCAUACAAAAAGCUCUGAAGAAUUGAUUGCAUAAAAUAUGCUGCAUAUAAUAUAAUGCAAAAUUAUUUAAGUAUGCCAUGAAUUGUGUAGGUAUAUGGUUGGUAUUAAAUUUAGAAAUUAGAAAAAGUAAAAGUUUGUAUCCUCCAAUCAUGGACCCACAAAAUUAGGAAUAUCAAAAUAUUCUGAGAUAAAGACAAGAAAGCUGUGCUUAGAGUAUUUCUAUGAAAUAAGAAAUUAAGAAGCUACUGAAACGCUUAAUAAUAAAUACUAUUUUUUUUUUAUCUUUUUUAUUAGUUAAAAAUCAUAGUUUUUGAAAAUACAGUUAUUUAAGUAUACUGUAUAAUAUAAAAUUGUGUUUGUUUGAGUAGAUUUUCGAAGAUUUGAUCGAAGGUUUUAUUAGUAAUCUGACGUAGAGGUAACUUUUAGUCGCCUUUAUGUUAAUAAAAUCUAUAUAUUCAACUCAAUAUUCGAUCUCGAACUUUAAAAUUAAUACGCGUUUCAGAAGUGUAUUAAAUUAAUUAAUAUUUAUACAAAAUUAAGUUAAACUUUACAUUUACUAGAAUAAUUAAAUAGUUUGUUUUUAUGUAAUAUCAACAUUUGUAGGUGUGUGUAUAAUUGUUUAUUGAUAUUAUAUACUUUGUUAUUUACAACUAAUGUAAUUAAAACAGUGUAGGAAAGUUAUGUCCGUUCCUGUGUAACCAAAGGGGACAUGAGUUGCUGACAAAUUAAUUUAAUGUCUUAUACAGGGUGCUCGGGAGUAUUUUCCAUAACUUCAAGGUGUUGACGAGUCCACUUAUAGGAGCCGAACUGCAUAACUAAUUUUUUUUUAACUAAAAAAUAAAAACAUUUUAUGUUUUCAUAGAAAGUAAUUCAUAUAAUUCCGAUUAUCCUUUCCACGCCUUUAUCUAUACUUGAAUUUUAAAAUACGUAAAACUUGGGUACGUCAUAAUUAUAAGGAUGCGUAUAACUUAUAAGGGACACAUUUUAAGAACUAUUUACAAAAGAAAUAUUAUUUACCCAGAAUUAAUUUUAGAACACAUACAUGUUCCUUGAACAUUUUUAAAUUAUUUUCGGUAAAGACAUAACCCUUUUUCUGUAAAUAUAACCCCAGAGUUAUGGAAAAUACUCCCCAGCACCCUGUAUAAAAACAAAAUGUCGAAAAGAAAAUUAAUUUCUAGAUAAUGUUGUUUACUCACCUAAUAUAAAAGGAGAAACCCGUUUUCCAUACAAGCACUAGCCUGUUGUAACGAAACUAAAAAUCUAUCAUAAAUUCAAACAUCUAAGAUUUCACUGUUCUGCAAUGGAUAUCCAUCAUCUGAUAUGACAGUGAAGACUUCAUCAAGCCAAUUUUCACGGAAAUGGCUGUAUCAGUCAAAUUACUAGUUUGUUUUUUCUGUCAAAAAAGCGUGAGUCAGCUCCGACGCACGAAUGGAGUUUACUCUUUCAGAUCGACUGUCUAAAUAGGUGUAUACACUGUUUACGUCUCAAUACCUACGCCUGAAAAGUGAAAGGUGCGCAACCGAGGAGCAGCAGGCAGCCGCGUGCGCGUCCUUUGAAAGGUGCGCAGAAUAGGGUGCGCGCAAAAACGUAACGCUGUCAUUCGUUCAUCGAAUUUAACAGCCUAUAUUUUUUUCAUACCAAGGGCUUUAAAUUAAAAAAUCGAUUCUCAAGGAGUAAACUCCAAAAACCCCAAAGUAUGCGAUGGAGCAAGAACUUGGAUUGUAAUUAAUAUAGUUAACUAGCUGACGCCGCGCGGUUUCACCCGCGUGCUUCCCGUUCCCGUAGAAAUACAGGGAUAAUAUAUAGCCUAUAGCCUUCCUCGAUAAAUGGGCUAUCUAACACUGAAAGAAUUUUUCAAAUCGGACCAGUAGUUCCAGAGAUAAGCGCGUUCAAUCAAUCAAACAAACAAACAAACAAACUCUUCAGCUUUAUUAUAUUAGUAUAUAUUAGUCUAAAACUUAAACAGAAAAAUAAUUAUAAAAACUUGAAAAAAAUUAUAAAUACGUCAAACGCGGCUGCGCCAUGAUGGAUUUCGUAUUACGUCAUUAUGUCAGCAAGCAACCACGUUUAUGUUAAAGAUAUACCUAUGUAUGUUACGGCUAGAACCCGAAGUGUUGCUAUAGCUUGGCAACUUCGUUCCUAACACUCACGAUAUUCCGCGCGGGCAGGGGGGCGUGUAGCGAUGAAUGAAAAACCUGAUGAUGCACGUCACUUCCGAUUACGAUUCCGAUACGAUUUCACACCCGCGCAGUAUUUCCCCCCGUCGCCCGCAUAUCAUGGGAGUGUUAUCAACAAACUUGCCAGACUAUACGUCUAUUACUUUUGUUUGUAUAAAACUAUGUAUAGGCUAGUAUCACUCCGACUAGAACUAGGUCCUAUUUUAUGAUCUUUUUUUUUAUUUUUUGUAGUACUUUUUUACUACAUACUUGUGAAAAAUGGUGUACCCUAUUUAAAAUAGCGUAGUACUUUUUGGGCUGUUUCUGUAAGAUAUAUUAACUAUAAAUAAGUGAAUUUUGUUAAAAUAAAAGUCAAAUUUCAAUACUG
Molecule: messenger RNA, 6118 nt
Organism: Bicyclus anynana (squinting bush brown)
Lineage: Eukaryota; Metazoa; Arthropoda; Insecta; Lepidoptera; Nymphalidae
Gene: Gcn5
Product: histone acetyltransferase KAT2A
Exons: 20
Coding region: 188-2638 (816 amino acids)
Biological process (GO): positive regulation of transcription by RNA polymerase II; chromatin remodeling
Cellular component (GO): nucleus; histone acetyltransferase complex
Molecular function (GO): histone H3 acetyltransferase activity; protein binding
Source: RefSeq, a predicted model, not a curated record